AUGAUGGUGUCGCCUUCUCCACAAGAGAAUGCCGUGUUCACCGCCGAUACGGAGCCCGUCUACGAACGUAAGUGAUCGGAUCGCUCAGGGAUUCGAGAGUCGGUGAGGUUCUUCAGAUCAAGCCGCUCUCGUCUCUUCUCCAUUCUUUGCUGAUGAAGCAUCUUUCGAUAUUUCUUUCGCUGCAGAAGCCACCGACGAAAUGACGUUCAACGACUCCACGACGAGCAAGAGAGGCGAAGAAGUUCCGGCGGAAGCGUUGCAAAUGGUCGAGAUUGAAAAGACGGCGAAUGGUAUUUCUCUAACGUUGUGAACUUUUUUUUAUUAUUUCAAUUUCCAGGCUUCGGAUUCAAUAUAGUUGGCGGAAUAGACAAUCCUCAUUUCACCGGAGACAUUGGAAUAUACGUGUCUUCAGUGAACCAUCAAUCAAAAUCGUUUGGAGUCAUUCAGACUGGAGACAAGAUUUUAUCGGUUUUAUAAAUGCACCGAAACAAUCAAUUUAUCUUAAAACGUUCAGUUCGACGGUAUUGACAUGACAUACAAGACGCACGAUGAAGCUGUCGACGUGUUUCGAAGUAUGAAAGUCGGCCACGUGGCGAAAAUGCUCAUCGACCGCGAGUACGUUCUGCUCCAAGAGGACCGUACUCAGUCUUCCGCGACGCCUACGCGAAGCGUCUCUGAGAACGUUUCGGGUCCUGUCACUCCACAAACGGAAAGCACUCAAAAUCAGACGCCCAAAUCGAUUCCGCUUUCCGAAUCGAAAAGUCGACUGACUGCUCAUGGAUUCUCAGCUGUCAUUGAAAGGUACAGGAGGAAGAAGUCAAAAAGGAAAAACAACAAAUUGAUUUGACAGAAUCCGCGGAAAAGUGUAUGAGGAGGAGGAUGCGCAGAGUGUGACGUCAUACGCGCCAUCCACACACUCGAUCAUUGACGACGUUCCGAGAACGCCGCGGAAGCCGCUCAGCCUUCUCGACCCCAGAAAGUGCGUUUCCUGAGGGAUACGCUCUGAUAUUUUUCUGAUUUUCAGUAACUCUUGGAUAACGGAAGCUCUCUACGUCUCAAUCGGAUUGGGCGCUCUCACCCUUUCGGGCUUCCUCGUCUACAGAUUCAUCAAAGGACGCAAGUGAUGCGCUAUCCCUCUCAACCCCACAAUACUUGUAUCAUACCCCCUCUGUGUGUUCCUUUUUCUUCUUCUCCUGUUUCACUUCAUGACAAUAUUAUUAUGGUGCUAAAAAUCUAAUGUGAGACGUAGCUGAAUAGAGAGGCGUAGCAAAACGAGAGGUAUCCGAUAGAACCCAGUUUCAGUAAUAAUAUUUCUAUUCCUUUCUCCAUCCUUUUUUGACCGCUUUUAUCGACUAGCGGUGGGAAUUUCCACAUCGUUCUCUCCCUGCAUCUCCACUUUUUCGUCGUUCUAUCAAUCGCACAAAGUGCUGCUCAAGUACCAUUUGCAUUUCGCUCUUUUUGGUGCCCAUAAUGAAUUCGAUGCAUUCGUUUCGCUCUCUUCUUCUCCGUUUUCAACUGUUUCGUUCAGUACCCUUUAUCUUUUUGCGAAGAACUUUCUACAGAUGUUUUCAGAGAUAAAUUUCCAGAAAUGACUCGAAAAUGAAAAAGACGGAAGAGCGGAAAGUGAGCGGUGCGGGGCUGCUGUCCGCCAGCUCAUCGAGGACGUCACUCAAGUUCCCGACGGAAGCCGGCUACCCGAGGACAUGCGAUCACUGCCACGGCGACCUGACGCUCGAGUUCCAAACGUCUUCCGAGUUUGCACGACACAUUCGGCAGGACCACACGACGCAGGAAGGCGGCAGUUUCCUGUGCAGGUACUGCGAAAUCUCCAGAAUAUUACAGAACAACCCAACUUCUAUUCUCAGAUACGGAGAGCACGGGGUGUGUCAGAAGUUGCCGUUAGAAGGAGUGUGCGACGAAGACUUUGAAGCACACAUCCGCCGAUGUCACACAUCUUCGCAACCCGGCCGACAGCCUAGUCCGACGUCGUCAGGAAUCGCGAGCUGGGCGGAGGAGAGCGACGCGGCCAGCCUGAGGAGUGUCCGAUUGACGAGCGAAACGCCGACGAGAGAGAAGAAAAAAUUCACAUUGCACAGGUAA
Molecule: messenger RNA, 2100 nt
Organism: Caenorhabditis sp. 36 PRJEB53466
Lineage: Eukaryota; Metazoa; Nematoda; Chromadorea; Rhabditida; Rhabditidae
Source: the annotation of a GenBank genome assembly